AUGGUGCCAUUAAUGUGGUGAACUAAUAUUAAUAUGAAAGCUAUAUUGGUUUCAUUGAUCCUAGUCUCUGUCUUGGCAACAGUUGACAUUCCUUUAAAGCCAAUCCACGAGACUGCAGAUGAGCAAUUUGCUUACUUCCACUUCGUCAAGCUCCGAAGACUUCUCAGAGGCAACAGUGUUCCACUCACCAACUACGUGGAUGCCCAAUACUACGGCCCAAUUUCAAUUGGAACUCCUCCUCAGUCUUUCCAAGUCGUUUUUGACUCAGGAUCUUCAAACUUAUGGGUCCCAUCCGUGAAAUGCACAUCAAUUGCUUGCAAAAUCCACAAUACCUAUAACUCAGCAGCUUCAUCAACUUAUGUUAAAAACGGCACAGCAAUUUCAAUUCAAUACGGGAAAGGCGCUGUUUCUGGCUUCAUCUCACAAGACACUGUUACUUGGGGAGGCUAUCAGGUCAAGAAUGUUUUGUUCGGAGAAAUGACAAGCCUUCCUGGGACAACCUGGAUUUCCAGCAAAUCUGAUGGAAUUUUGGGAAUGGCAUGGGUUGGUAUUUCUGAGGACUCUACCCCACCUGUUUUUACCUUAUUAUAUGGGCAAGGACUUGUAAGCAGCAAUAGCUUUGCAUUUUAUUUGACUAAGACUGCAGGACAAACUGGAAGCACCCUGACACUUGGAGGAUUUAAUGCGAACUUAUCGAAAGGGGAUUGGAACUACGUUCCCCUUUAUCAACAGCUUUGGUGGCUCAUUAACAUGGACGGUAUCAACGUUGCUGGAACUGCUAUUACAGGCACUAACAUGCGUGCAAUUGUAGAUACAGGCACCACCCUUAUUGUUGGAGACAGCAAAUUGGUCAACCAAAUUAUCGCUAAAAUCCCAACAGUUGCUGAAGAUUGCUCCAAUCUCUCCAAGCUUCCAAUAGUCAACUUUAUCCUUGGAGGAGUCACUUAUGCAUUACCACCUACAGCUUACGUUUGGCAAGUUCCUAAUGGCUCUGCUAAUGAAUGUCUCCUUGGAUUUGAAGCAGCAGACCUUGGUGAAGAGCUUAAGAACACCAUUAUUCUUGGAGAUCUCUUUAUCAGCACUUAUUAUACUCUUUUCGAUAUGGGCAAUAAGAGAGUUGGAUUUUCAACAGCAGUCUAA
Messenger RNA from Blepharisma stoltei, 1140 nucleotides. The record is from the annotation of a GenBank genome assembly. Lineage: Eukaryota; Ciliophora; Heterotrichea; Heterotrichida; Blepharismidae.